This is a messenger RNA of Monodelphis domestica (gray short-tailed opossum), 741 nucleotides long. RefSeq names its product trypsin-like. Gene Ontology annotation, biological process: proteolysis. NCBI's taxonomy places the organism in Eukaryota, Metazoa, Chordata, Mammalia, Didelphimorphia, Didelphidae. The record is from RefSeq and is a predicted model, not a curated record. Gene Ontology annotation, molecular function: serine-type endopeptidase activity.
AUGAAGACCAUUGUCUUACUUUUUUUCCUAGGAGUUACUGUUGCCUUCUCCAAUAAAAAUCAUGAAAAAAUCAUAGGAGGAAAUGACUGUGAAAAGAACUCAGUACCAUACCAGGUGUAUGUACGUGCUGCCAACAUUCUGUGUGGUGGUUCCCUCAUCAAUGCCCAAUGGGUACUUUCAGCUGCUCACUGCUACCAAUCCCAAUUCCAGAUGAUCUUGGGUGCUCAUACCCUUAAUGUACUUGAGGGCAAUGAGCAAAUCAUCAAUUCUACUAAGGUGAUCCGCCACCCCAGCUACCAGGAAGAGAACCCAAACCAUGACAUUAUGCUGAUUAAGUUGCAAAAGGCUGCCACCCUCAACUCUCAUGUGGCUAAGAUCUCCCUGCCCACCUCUUGUGUGACUGCUGGCACUGACUGCCUCAUCUCUGGCUGGGGCAUCUAUCAGAUAAAUGAUUCCACAUAUUCCAACAUCCUUCAGUGCUUGUAUGCUCCUGUGCUCUCAAAAAGUAUCUGCCAUGUUGCCUAUCCUGGUAUGAUCACUGAAAAUAUGAUCUGCCUGGGAUUUAUGGAAGGUAAAAAGGAUACCUGCCAGGGUGACUCAGGUGGUCCUGUGGUCUGUGAGGAUCAACUCCAAGGCAUUGUUUCAUGGGGCAUGGGCUGUGCCAAGAAAGGGAAACCUGGUGUCUACACCAAAGUCUGCAACUAUGUGAAUUGGAUUAAAAGGACCAUCGCUGACAACUAA